This is a messenger RNA of Cynara cardunculus var. scolymus (artichoke), 2860 nucleotides long. RefSeq lists its product as uncharacterized. The transcript has a single exon. Bases 1 to 2766 code for a protein of 921 amino acids. The record is from RefSeq and is a predicted model, not a curated record. Lineage: Eukaryota; Viridiplantae; Streptophyta; Magnoliopsida; Asterales; Asteraceae. Gene Ontology annotation, cellular component: intracellular membrane-bounded organelle.
AUGGAGAUACGAUUCGGUUCGGUUGAUUUCUCCAAAUCUCAAAUUAGGGUUUCGUUUUCAUCUCUUAAUGUCCUUCGAUUCGCUCUGAUUUUCACAGUUUUCAUCUCGAAAUCAACCUCAAUUUCACAAGCUUUCUCCGAAGUUCCGUACUCUCAAUACUGUAAUGGCGUGGUUCCGGAAUCCGAAUCAACAGAAACUCAAUUAUCGGCGGAUGCUUUUCUCCGGUUAGAUAAGGCGGUUUAUAGCUUAGGAUUUGAAAAGCCUCGAUUCAAUUUCAAUCCCGUUUUCUCUCAAAUCGCAUCGUUUUCCACCCGAAAGGCUUACGGGACUAAAUCGAAGGGGAUUUUUAAGGUUGACGCGCUUCUCAACCUUGUUGGGCCGAACAUUGUUGAUUAUUUUUCCGGCGAUAUUACACGGCGAAGAUUACGGCUUGUUAAGGUCCGGCCACCGAGGAUUGAGCCUCGCAAAAACGUUGGAGCUGAGUUUAGGCUAUUCGGGUUUUGGGAUUCUGAUUCUGGGAAGCUAUGUAUGGUGGGUUCUGGAUCGGUAAGCUCUUUACGCUCCAUUAAUGUUGUUUUCAAGCUCAAUUAUCCCAAUUCUUCUGUUCUUGAUACCAGUUUGGUUAAUGGGACAUUGCAAAGUAUAAUGCCUUCGGGUUCUGCUACUUAUUUUAAACCUAUUUCGAUUUUGGGUGUUUCACGUAUGGGAUAUAACUUCAGUUUCAUUGAUGAAGAGAUCAAAAAUGGCGGUUUUAGUCUUUAUGAUGGGAUGGAAAAUGUUUCUCUUAGCUUGCCUGAUUCAGAGACGGUUUACGGACAUGGAAUAUGUUCGAUCAUAACAUGGGGUCUUCAAUUUGAAUUGGAUUACAAUCGGUACGAUUGCGAUAAUGCUUCUUGUAGCCUUCAAACUGUAGGAGAUGAAAUACUACCUCGAUUCAUGUCGAUUAAAGUUGUUGAUUGUUUGAAGGAUGGGAAAGUGAGGUACAUUUUGCAGUUUUCGAAUUCGAGCUAUGGCAAAGGUUUCUCGUAUUAUCCGCUUACUAGCUUGGUUGGAGAAGGGGCAUGGGAUCAGAAGAAGAAACGCCUCGCGUUAGUCGCUUGCCAACUGUUCGAUAAAAUGUCUAAAAGAGGUUGUUCCAUUAGGUUAGCAUUUAGUUUACCUUCGACUCUUAGUUUAAAACAUCGAAGUAGCAUUGUGGGUAAAAUGUGGAGUACCGAAAGCAAGAAUCUUGGCCACGUUUCGUUUCAGAGUCCUGCGAACCUAAACUCAAGGAUCAAGAAUACGUUGUAUGAGUAUUUGGAACACGAAAAGGUCGGAAAUUUGUGCACAAAAAGUCUCGGUGGUAAACCGAGUAGUAAAGGGACGUACCCGGACGAGCAAUCUCCAAACUUGAGAUUCGAUAUGAUGGUUAGAAACAAGAAAGGGCAAAUGGCAUACGGUUAUGCAUCUCCGUUUUACGUAUACGACAAAAUUUACUCGCCGUUUGCCAAGAUCGAAUUCCGUCACAAUUCAAGUAACGGGUACGUUAACAUUAGCUAUGUGAUGAGCUUCACGACUCGUGGCGAAUUUGAGUUUGGCGGUAAAGUUCCGGCACAUAAAAUGGUUGAAAUUUCGGCCGAAGGUACGUAUAAUACCAAAAAUGGAGUUGUAUGUAUGAUCGGUUGUAAGCAUAUGCCGUACGAGAAGUUCCAGAAGAAACGAUCGUUGGAUUGUGAACUUCUGAUUGACAUAAACUACUCACCGUUGAAUGGAAAAGACGCCGGAAUGGUUGUCGGGAGUAUCAAAACCUCCCGAAAGAAAUCCGACCCGCUUUACUUCGAACCUGUCGAGUUUGGUUCGAGCUCGAUAACGACGGUCCAAGCCAGAGAAACGAUAUGGCGAAUGGACCUAGAAAUCACCAUGGUUCUGAUCUCCAACACGCUCACUUGCAUUUUCAUCUGUUCGCAGCUGUUUCAUGCGAAAAAGAAUCCCGAAUCGCUUCCCUUUGUUUCCGUAAUCAUGUUGGUCGUUCUCACGUUAUCGCACAUGAUCCCGCUGUUGCUCAACUUCGAAGCAAUUUUUCUCAUAAACCGGAAACAGAAUGUGUUUCUUGGCACCGAUCAAUGGCUCGAAGUUAACGAGGUGCUGGUUCGAGUCAUUACAAUGGUUGCGUUUGUUCUCCAGUUCGGUUUGCUGCAACUCACUUGGUCGUCAAGAAAUGGCCCCGAGAGCCCACAAAACCUGUGGAUAUCCGAUAAAAAGGUUCUUUAUGUAUCGAUUCCGUUAUACAUAGCCGGUGGUCUAACCGCUUGGUUCGCACACUCCUUAACAAACUCGCAAACGAAACCGAUUCAUAUCGGUCGACAACGGUUUCACGCCCACAAUUCGGGAACUCUCUGGGGCGAACUCAAAUCUUACAUCGGUUUAAUUCUUGAUGGAUUCUUGAUACCACAGAUCGUGUUCAACGUCUUCUGCGACGCCCGUGUACCGGCUCUGGCUCCGUCGUUUUACGUCGGAUCCACCAUCGUCCGCUUGUUGCCGCACAUUUACGAUCUAUAUCGAACGCAUAGUUCGUCAUGGUCUUACGACAAGAUUUACGCAAAUCCAGGGAUGGAUUACUAUUCGACUACUUGGGACGUUGCGGUUUGUUGCGGUGGGACGAUUUGCGUUCUCGUGAUUUACGUUCAGCAACGAUUCGGAGGCCGAUCAGUGUUGCCGAAGAGAUUCAGAGAGAGGGUUUUGUACCAAAAAGUUCCUGUUACUACCCAAGAACAACAAGUUUUCUGAGAUCAUUUGGUUGUAAUUGUUCUUGAUGAUGUGAUGUACACUUAGAUGUUGUAAAAGAAGCAAUUUGGGCAUUUUUGCCCUUUAAUCAUAUCGA